Gasterosteus aculeatus aculeatus (three-spined stickleback) is the source of this 640-nucleotide messenger RNA. RefSeq names its product C-X-C motif chemokine 9. Gene Ontology annotation, biological process: immune response. The record is from RefSeq and is a predicted model, not a curated record. NCBI's taxonomy places the organism in Eukaryota, Metazoa, Chordata, Actinopteri, Perciformes, Gasterosteidae. Gene Ontology annotation, cellular component: extracellular region. Gene Ontology annotation, molecular function: chemokine activity.
CUAUCCCUCACAGUUGUCUUUGACUCUUGUCAAUCCCUCCAGCUGCACUUGUUCCAGCUCCUCUCAUCACCUUCAUCACAGCACCAGGGUCUUCUUCACCGAACCGAAAACCGACGAUGUCCGGCAUCAUGAAAGUGUUUCUGCUCCUGGCUGUCAUGUUCUGCAUCUCCGAAGCCCAACUUGAUCACACGUCAGGAAAUCAGUGUCUGUGUGCAAAUGUCCAGAGGGGAAUUCAACGUGGGACUAAAAUGAAGGACAUCCAGAUCCAGAUCUACCCACCAUCCGUCUUCUGUGACAAAGUGGAGAUUGUUGUCAACAACAACAACGGCCGUCGCUAUUGCCUGAACCCCGAGUUGAAGCCGGUGCAAAGACUCAUCGCUAGAAUUAUGAAACCGGCGCCCUCUACUGCGACCAGACCAACCGAGCUCAACUAAACCAGCAGCACGGCUCACAUCUGAGUAUUUACGUCCUCCGAUCAUUAUGAGGCGCAGAUGACCUCUGACCCCCACCAAACAAAGGCGCCUCAGACAAAUUCCGAUGUAGUCGUUUUUUUAAUAGGAAUGUGCUGUGAACCAAGUUUUAUGUAUUUUGUAAAUGUCAGUGUUUUUGUACAAAUAAUAAAAGCCCAAGGGAAUAAAAA